Molecule: messenger RNA, 678 nt
Organism: Stylonychia lemnae
Lineage: Eukaryota; Ciliophora; Spirotrichea; Sporadotrichida; Oxytrichidae
Source: the annotation of a GenBank genome assembly
AUGAACCCAAUUGGUGGACAGCAACACUAGGAGUUGGACGACUAUCACUUUAAAUUUAAGAUCUCUAUCGUGGGAGACUCAGGCGUAGGAAAGACAACCUUCCUCGAUGCCAUUUCUUCUACUCUUGGCUCUGUAGUUGAAAAUGAACAGUCCUCUGAACUUCACAUCAAGACUACAUUCUACAUUGACGAUGCUUACCAAUACAAGAUUGUGUACUUCGACAUGCCAGGCAAGGAGAGACAUCACAAAUACAUUCACAAGUACGUCAAUGGCUCGACUGCCAUACUGUUCUUGUUUGACACUACCAAGAGAACAUCUUUUGAGAAGGCUGAGUAGUGGAUCAAUGACUGCGAAAAGUGCGACAUUCCCAUUAAGAUUCUAGUAGGCAAUAAAAUCGACCUAAGCAUGACUAAGAAAAACCUAAUCAACCCAGUAACUAAAGUAGAAGCAGUGGCACUUGCUAGAAAAUAUGGAAUGGAGUACUUUGAAACUUGCUCAGUCGGUGAGGCAUCAAUAGUACAGGUCUUUGAUCAUCUGUUCAAUUCCCUACUUAGUUUGAUCCCUAACCCUCCAGAUCCAGAGUAAUUAAUGGGUAAGAAUGUAGUGCUUGGCAAAAGAGUCCUUAAUGAUGUCAAAUUUAAGUUAUCUCUUGCAGAACUUCUGCCCAAUUACGAUUGA